Messenger RNA from Sorex araneus (European shrew), 485 nucleotides. It is a transcript of the gene SNRPE, whose product is annotated as small nuclear ribonucleoprotein polypeptide E. Gene Ontology annotation, cellular component: precatalytic spliceosome; U1 snRNP; U4 snRNP. The coding region runs from base 54 to 332 and encodes 92 amino acids. Gene Ontology annotation, molecular function: RNA binding. The record is from RefSeq and is a predicted model, not a curated record. Gene Ontology annotation, biological process: mRNA splicing, via spliceosome; spliceosomal snRNP assembly. NCBI's taxonomy places the organism in Eukaryota, Metazoa, Chordata, Mammalia, Eulipotyphla, Soricidae. The transcript has 5 exons.
AAGUUGCCUCGGGGCCAGCGUGCGGGACUGUGCGGUCUUUGUGAACUCGCACCAUGGCGUACCGCGGCCAGGGCCAGAAGGUGCAGAAGGUGAUGGUGCAGCCCAUCAACCUCAUCUUCAGAUACUUGCAAAAUAGAUCUCGGAUUCAGGUGUGGCUUUAUGAGCAAGUGAAUAUGCGGAUAGAGGGCUGCAUCAUUGGCUUCGAUGAGUAUAUGAACCUCGUGUUAGAUGAUGCAGAAGAGAUUCACUCAAAAACAAAGUCAAGGAAACAACUGGGUCGGAUCAUGCUAAAAGGAGAUAAUAUUACUCUGCUCCAGAGUGUCUCCAACUAGACACCAUGGCUGAAGGGAGAAAUCGUUGAGAAGGCGCUGCAGUUUGUUUUUUAGGUGUUACUUUGGGAAAAUAAUUUUAAAACCUUUGUUCAUAUUGUUUGGAUCACUGUUAUGUUAAUACCCGAUGACAAUAAAUGCUGGGGGUUGUUUCUA